Messenger RNA from Fusarium proliferatum ET1, 1203 nucleotides. RefSeq lists its product as uncharacterized. The transcript is spliced from 2 exons. The record is from RefSeq and is a predicted model, not a curated record. The coding region runs from base 1 to 1203 and encodes 400 amino acids. Lineage: Eukaryota; Fungi; Ascomycota; Sordariomycetes; Hypocreales; Nectriaceae.
AUGGCGCCAUCUAAUGCGUUGACUACUGACAUUUGUCAAUGUACGAAGGCUGAGGGGAAUUAUGACGUCGAAGGCGAGCUUGGCACAACGGUGAUUUGCCCAAGCUGCCAUCUGGAGGAAGCAACGGCUGGGGAACGUGAUGAGCAAGCGGCCUUUCUUGACGAUAAAAAGGUCUAUUCUGCCUUUAAAGACUCCCCCUCACUGAUGAGGAUUGCAGCACGACCAGAGGAACAGUCUAUCAAAUUGGUUAUAAGAAAGCGCCAGAAAGGCCAACAAGCAUUUGCCAAAAAUGCUAGAAAACUGGUCAAAGAAUAUGGCACUACACCUAUUGUAGCGUCACUUAAAGGCAUGCUAGAUGAAGGGGUGUUUACAUCUACUGAUGUCGCAAAACGUCGAUUUCCCGACCUCUUUCCAGAGGAGCAGGUACCAAAGUAUGAAGAAGGGCAAGAGUCAGCAACUGGGCAUCCGUCUACAAAAGAUAUGGAGCUUCCUGAUGGUGAAUGUAACAAAUCGAAUGAGGAAGCUGGCGACUCUGCAGCAGGCGUAUUGCCAAACAGCCGACCUGGCCAGACUCUCCGGGAUUGUUGCCUUCUCCCCAGGCCACGACAGAGACUCAUGUUGCAGCUACAGUUAAUACUAGAGCACGCAUGUUUCUCGUUUGGACAACGAGAAAUGCAACAAACACUGGACAAAUGGGACCAUAGCUGCGCCGAGGCGAUUUCGCUACAGACCUGGAUAGACUUCUUCCAGAACAAUAAAACAUUCAAGACCGAGGGUAACGCUGAGUCACUCCCGAAACUGCUCGGCUCAGUAGGCAGGAUUCAAAAUGUCAUCAUUUAUCGACUCAACCUUAACUUCGAAGAGGUUAACCAGUUUUUACUGGAUGCUGAAGAGUUCAUACGGCUUCUCGAUACUCCAUUGUAUCUAGACGCUGUCAAGCCGCUUAGACAGCGUAUUGAAGAAGUACUUCUUAUGGCGAAUCGAGAUGCUGCCUCGAUCCAUAACGAAGCUGAUGGGAAGGUUGCAGAAAUUGAGGCUCAGAGAGAAAGGUUAAACCGGGAGGAGGAGGGCGUUAAACGCCAUCGGGACGAGAACCUGGAUAACAUCCGAGAUUCCAUCGAGCAUGACAUAUUUGCAGCCAUGGGACAAGCUAAAGAUACUUUACCAGACAUCGGACUAGCAGAGAACCGUUGGAAAAAUUAG